Molecule: messenger RNA, 249 nt
Organism: Eimeria acervulina
Lineage: Eukaryota; Apicomplexa; Conoidasida; Eucoccidiorida; Eimeriidae
Exons: 1
Coding region: 1-249 (82 amino acids)
Molecular function (GO): ice binding
Source: RefSeq, a predicted model, not a curated record
AUGAGCAUCAGUAGCAGCCGCAGCAGCGCUGCUCGGACGUGUGCAACAGCAUCCGCAGCAGCACCACCCGCAGCAGCAGAAGCAGCAGCAGCAACAACAGCAACAGCAGCAACAACAACCGCAACAGCAAGAACAACAGCAGCAGCGGCAGUAGCAACAGCAGCAGCAACAUCAGCAGCAGCAGCAGCAGUAGCAACAGCAGCAGCAACAUCAGCAGCAGCAGCAGCAGCAGCAGCAGCAGGUGUUUGA